Molecule: messenger RNA, 3161 nt
Organism: Rhea pennata
Lineage: Eukaryota; Metazoa; Chordata; Aves; Rheiformes; Rheidae
Gene: GOLM2
Product: golgi membrane protein 2
Exons: 10
Coding region: 200-1516 (438 amino acids)
Source: RefSeq, a predicted model, not a curated record
CGGGCCCCGGCAGCGCGGGCGCGGCCCUGCCCCCGGCGCCGGCCCCCCUCGGCCCGUCUGCAGUGCCCUUCGCCUCCCGCGCCCCUCAGCGCUCGCUGCGCCCUCAGCAGCCCCCGCCGUGUCCCCGGUCCCUGCUUCUCCCUCUCGGGCGCGGGCGGAGGCGGCGAGCGGGUGAAGCCCCCGCCCCGCGGCCUCCCCCAUGGUGGGCUUCGGGGCCAACAGGAGGGGCGGCCGUCUGCCUUCCUUCGCCUUCGUGGCGCUGCUCGUGGUGGUGGCCGUCCUCGCCUUCAACUGCUGGAGCGCCUCGUCCCGCCAGGCCCUGCUGCAGGAGGAGCUGGCGGAGCUGCAGAGCCAGGCCAAGCGCACGGAGGUGGCCCGCGGGCGGCUGGAGAAGAGGAACGCCGACCUGCUGGGCAAGGUGGACUCGCACAGGAAGCAGCUGGAGCAGAGGGAGGCCGACUACAGCCACCUGAGCAGCCAGCUGCAAGCCCGAGAGGGCCAGGUGAAGAAGUGCGAGGAGAGCAAGAUUAAGUUGCAGAACAACAUAUCGUAUCAAAUGGCAGAUAUACAUCGUUUAAAGGAACAACUAGCAGAAUUACGGCAGGAAUUCAUUCGUCAGGAAGAUCAGCUUCAUGAAUACAAGAAGAAUAAUACUUACCUUACAAGGAGAUUGGAAUAUGAUAGUCUGCAGUGUGGGCAACAGAUCAAAGAAAUGAGACUGCAACAUGAAGAAAAUAUAAAGAAAUUAGUGGACCAAGUUAUACGGGAACAAAAGGCCACACAGAAAAUUCAGUCCAGUAAAGGCACUGAAGUCAGUCUCAAUGAUGAUGACCAAGCAGUAUCUAAGACUGUUCUGGAAACAGAAGAUAAAAACACAGUAAAGAAUGAAGAGCCUUCAGAUCAUGCUGUAGAUGGCAAAGAGAAAAUCAAAUUAGGAGGAGAUGCAGGCAUGCCUGAAAUAGAAGAUAAUGACCCUGCUAAAGCUGAAGAUACUCCCACUGCUUUAAAGAAGCCACUUAUUUCAGCUCUUCAAAGCGAAGGUCGUCAACCUGUUAUGAAUCUGCCAACUGAACAGCCCCAUGCUCCAAAUCUGGCUCCAGGUUUGCACACUGAUAGUGAUGGAAAUGCUGAUACAGUGAAGCAGAUACCUCCAAAUUCUCUUCAGCAUUUAAAUUUUGAAGAAAAUACAGAAAAUCAGAAAGAAAACAAAAUUAAAACAGACCAUAUAAAACUUCCAAAGAGCAGAGUUAGCGACUUGCAGAAGAUGAAGCAAAGCCGAUUCUUUGAUGAGAAUGAAUCCCCUGUUGAUCCGCAGCAGGGCUCUAAACUGGCAGAUUAUAAUGGGGAUGAUGGUAACGUGGGUGAGUAUGAGGCAGACAAACAGGCUGAACUGGCUUACAAUGAGGAAGAGGAUGGUGAUGGUGGAGAAGAAGACGUCCAAGAUGAUGAAGAACGAGAUCUUCAAAAUGACCUUGUUGAAUAUGGCAAGCCACGCUUCAGUGAUGGUGUUCUUUAAAUCCAGAGUUAAACAAGACACGUAGAUGAGAAGAACUCUCAAUUGAAGAACUUGAAGUGCUGCAAAACUGAACCAUUUUUACUUCAGUGUUUCUUACUUUAAAAGAAACCUAUAAUAAAGUGAUAAGUAUACUCAAAGUUAGUGAAGUAACACAAGGAAACGGUUCUGUACAUAUGUACAUAGUUGUACUAUGGCAAUUGUAUUAAAACUUCAUUUUUGUUGUUACAUCGAGCCAAUUAGACUGUACCUUAUCUGUAAUAAUCUUUACAUUUAAAACCAUUAUUAUAAAUAUAGGCUGAAUUGUUUCUGCAAAUUAGAAAACUUUGUAAACUGGAGAACUUGUACAGUUUGUAUCUCUCAUCUAACAAAUACACUGUGGAAACAAUGUAUAGCCAAAGGACUCCUUUUCUACAGUAAUACCUGUAUGAGCAAAAAUACUCUGCUUUUUUCAUGAGUGCUGUGUUUUGUAGUGAGCUAUCAAUUGAGAAUAAAAACUGAAUGUUAAAUUGUUCUUUCCUUAAUUUAACUGAGGAAAGAUACAUGACAGAGAAAUAAUCUUCAGAAGCAAGUACCAUUUAAAUUCUAGUAUACAGUGACCAAAGCUUUAGCUAGAGCUGGGAAUCAGUGGUAUUAGAAUUCUAAUAAUUUGAUACAUCCUGAAAAAGUUGUGUAACUAUAGCUUAUUUUAAAAGGUAAAAUAAAUAACAGAGCUGGUAGGAAAUAUGUUUGUGUACAUGUUGAAGCAUUUCUUCAGUGAGAAAUAAAGACAAGUCUACAGCUUUGUAAGAACCUAAUGAAAGGAACAACCCUUGCCAUCAGUAAAUACAUUAUGUGCACUGUUUUACUGUUCCAAGAGCAUCAUAUCCAUCGCAGUCACUUAAGUUAAUUUACAGUACUCUGAUACAAUCUCUUCAGACAUCUGGCAUGUUCCACAUUUUGCUUUUUCUAGCUCAGAAGAGUUUGUAAGUUAGAUACUUUUUGUAUUCUCUGUUUAAGCACUUUUUGAAUUUUAUGGAAAUGAUUCUGAUGAUCUGCAGUAGUGGAAAUUAAGAUUAACCCAACCUGCUUCUCCAAAAGGGCUACUGUGAAAAUAAAUUGUAGGGCCUAUGACGUGGGUGAUUGUACUCUUACUAUCUCUGUACUCAGGUUCAGAUUUAAAAUAACAGUUAAGGUUUGCUUGAUGCAAUUCAGUAAACCAUUUAAAUUUCAAAGCUCAAACAGUUCUUGGCUAUGGGGAUCUUCUACCAAUGAAUCUUAAAUACGUAAUUUCUUCAUAAAAGAAAAAAUUCAGAUUCUGGUGAUGCAUCUUAAGCGUGUUUUGUUUAAGGCUUGAGCUUUCUAUGCAUAAGCCAAAACUCUUCAUUAUGUACUUCUGGGAGGGAGAUGAGGCGGGAUAGCCCUUUGCAUGGUGUGAUAUAUUUCCAGUUUAAAAUAAAAUGCUGAACCUGCACAAUUAGAAACCAUACUAACACCACACAGUAAGUAUAAACACGUACCAGAAAUUAAAAAAAAGUCAUCAGUAAAUACUAUAUUUAAGCACUGCAAUUUUUAUUUGUCUUAAAGUGUAAUUUCACCCUCAAUUAGGUGUUAACUUCUAACGAAAGCAACGUUUAUUGGGUUCUAAUAAAUUAAGUUGUUUAAAGUU